Molecule: messenger RNA, 4374 nt
Organism: Cyanidioschyzon merolae strain 10D
Lineage: Eukaryota; Rhodophyta; Bangiophyceae; Cyanidiales; Cyanidiaceae
Product: homeotic gene regulator BRAHMA
Exons: 1
Coding region: 1-4374 (1457 amino acids)
Biological process (GO): positive regulation of transcription by RNA polymerase II
Cellular component (GO): nucleus
Molecular function (GO): ATP binding; DNA binding; histone binding
Source: RefSeq, a predicted model, not a curated record
AUGUUGCUGGAAACGAUGACCGUGGGGCCGGAUGAUAAAGUCGAUUUGGGGCAAACUGCACUGGUAUCCGGGCAGGAUCCACAAGAUGGAGUUGCGUCAGGUACAGAGGAACAGUUUUGGACGCUUGUUCAACAGGUAAGCGCUUUGUGCGGGCAGCCACCGGAGUCGGCUUCUGCCCAGCGGCUGCUGGAACUGCUCCAGCGACUGGCCAAGUUGUGCAGUGUUGAAGACUUUGGUCGGUUUUUGAACGACCUGAAGACCAAUGACUGGUUGAAUCAGGCGUAUGGCACCGAGACGAACGAACGAGAACUGCUGAACGGCUUCACUGCUCUGUCUGGAACGGUGCGCAAAAGCCCGGUGCCGAACACAGGGUCGCUGCCUGCCCACCUCCGGGCCGUUGGUACUUCCCAACAAGACCUUUUACUGCCGUUGCGGCAGAACCGAUUGCUUCGCGCAGCCUUGCAAGCUAUUCGCUUGGCUGGUCGGGGUUCCAGUGUCGAACGCGCGCUCAUCCAGUGCCUCGCGCAGCCAGACGUUGCUGCUGGGGAGCGGGGUCAGCUCAUGUGGCCGUCGUGGGCGCUCGCUGAGCACCCUGCAGGCUUCACGGAUAUUGAUGGCGGCGCUGACGCGGAGCGCUCUCUGGCAGCAGGGUUAGCAAGCGAACGCGUUGCCAUAGAACAGUGGCUCGACGCGCUCGAGCAGCAGGAACAGCGCAUAGAGCGCCGCCUGCAAGAGCGCUACGAGCUUUUGCAGCAUGCGACCGAGGAGGAGCACGACACCAUCAAGGUGGAGAUAGAGCGACGUGCACUGCAGCUGCACCAUCGCCAGCGAAACAUUCGGCGAGCGCUGCUGAAUGAAAUGUACCUGUUGGUUGCACCCGUCGAAACCGAGGCGAUUGCGGCCUACUAUCGCCAGCGACGGGAUCCACUGGCAGAGUACGGCAUCACAAGUGAAGCUGUGGAAUUCGGAGCGCUGGUCGCAGCCAGUCGACGAGCUGCGCGGCAACGCGAGAAUGAAAAACUCGCGUACCAACGUCACCGGGCCGAGCAGGAGGAGCGUCGACGGGCCCGGCACGCCCGGUACCUCGAGAGCCUUCUCGAGCACGGCAAGUCUUUCCGCGAUGCUCGGACGCAAAUUAACCAGGAACGUCAAGCCGUGAACAGGGCACUGCACAAGCACUUUCGCGACCGCAUGCGCGAGGAAGAGCGUCGAGCUCGUCGUGAAGAGCAGGAACGGCUCCGAGCGCUUCGAGCGAACGAUGAAGAGGCGUACCUGCGCAUGCUGGAUGCAACCAAGAACAGUCGCAUCAUGGAGGUGCUUCGCCAGACGGAGAACUAUCUUUCGUUGAUCACCGCCAAGGUGCAGGCACAGAAAGAUGUCGUCGGAGUGAACGAAGCCGUGGACGCACAAGGACUCGUGGGUCUCAAAGCGCGCGAGGCUGCCCGCAAGGCACAGGCUGCCCAGCGCAAACAGUUGCGCGAACAAGAGCGUCGAAUGAGAAACGCGACGGAAGCGACAGCUGCCGCUGUCGAUGACGGCGUCGACGACAACGACUAUGAUGAUGAUGGCGUCGACGACAAGGACGACACCCAAGCACCCGCGGAAAAUAUGCUCGAUGCCAUGCGGCGGCGACGAGAAGAGUACUACCAGCAGACCCACUCCAUUGGAGAGCUCGUGGAGCAACAGCCGAGCUCCCUGCGUGGAGGCCAACUCAAACCCUACCAGAUCGAAGGUCUGCAGUGGAUGGUUUCCCUCUACAAUAACAAUCUGAAUGGCAUCUUGGCAGACGAAAUGGGUCUAGGCAAGACGAUCCAGACGAUUGCGCUGUUGGCGUACCUCAUGGAGUACAAAGGGGUCCAGGGGCCACAUCUCAUUGUCGUCCCGCUCAGCACACUCAGCAACUGGGUCCGCGAGUUUCGAGCAUGGGCACCCCAUAUGAAAAUGGUCGUCUAUCGGGGUGACAAGAGCGCGCGUCGCAUGAUUCAGCAAUACGAGAUGGCCUCUGGUCAAUACAACGUACUGUUGACGACCUAUGAAUACUGCGUACGGGACCAGCGAGCGCUCUCGCGGAUCUUUUGGAAGUACAUUAUUGUCGACGAGGGUCAUCGCAUGAAGAACACCCAUUGUCGCUUGGCGAUGACACUCGGUGUCAAGUAUCGCUCGCGAAAUCGACUUCUCUUGACCGGCACACCGCUCCAGAACAAUCUCACCGAACUGUGGGCGCUCCUUAACUUUCUACUUCCGAACAUUUUCAAUAGUGUCGAUACCUUCGAGUCCUGGUUUAGUGCGCCGUUUCAGAGCCUGGGUACUGGCGACCAACCGGAGCUCGCCGAAGAGGAGGUUUUGCUCAUUAUCAACCGAUUGCAUCACGUUCUUCGCCCAUUUUUACUUCGACGUCUCAAAACGGAUGUAGAGGAUCAGUUGCCCGAGAAACGCGAACACGUGCUGCGCUGCGAUCUAUCUAUCUGGCAAAAGAUCCUCUACCGCCAAGCGAAAAGCAACAUCGGGGUGGUGCUCAACGCCGGCGGCAAGCCACGUCUUUUCAACAAUGUGGUCAUGCAGUUGAAAAAAGUGUGCAAUCAUCCGUACCUCUUCUAUGAUUGGGAAGAGGUCAGCGCCCUGGAUCCGCUGUGGAUCGUGCGCACAUCGGGCAAGUUCGAGCUCCUCGACCGUAUGCUGCCCAAACUGCGUCAGUCAGGACAUCGGGUGCUCUUGUUCAGUCAGAUGACGAUCCUGUUGGACGUGCUCGAGGACUUUUGUAAGCUGCGCAACUUUAGUUACCUGCGCUUGGACGGCAGUACCAAGGCCGAAGAGCGUCACGAGAUGCUGGAGCUGUUCAAUGCGCCCGAUAACGAUAUUUUUCUCUUCAUGCUAUCGACGCGUGCCGGUGGUCUUGGCCUGAACCUGCAGACCGCAGACACGGUGAUUCUCUUCGAUUCGGACUGGAAUCCGCAGGCCGACUUGCAAGCCCAAGACCGUGCCCAUCGGAUCGGGCAGCGCAACGAGGUACGUGUGUUUCGUCUCAUCUGCGCGGAUACGGUCGAAGAGCGUAUCCUCGCCGAGGCCAAUCGGAAGCUCAACAUGGACCGUCAGGUCAUUCAGGCCGGCAAGUUUAACCAGAAAGCAACCGACCAGGAGCGACGGGCAAUGUUGGAAGAGCUGCUGCGGCAACAGGAGGGUAACGAAGCAGCAGCCGACGUUCCCGACGACGAGACCUUGAACGAGUUGCUUGCGCGCACCGAGGCCGAACUAGAACUCUUCGAGCAAAUCGACGUGCAACGGCGCGCGCAACCAGAGCUCUACCCGCCGCUACUCAUGGAUGAAAACGAGUUGCCGGACUGGGUCCGCCAGAAUCAAGAUCAAACAGACUCGGGUGCCGACGGGUUCGCCUCCGGUACCGACACCGGUCGGAGGCGACGCAGUGGCAGCAGCGAGGCCGACGACUCGACCUCGAUCGAUCGCGAGUCGCGCCGUCGACGCGCUGCACGAACCCGCACAGUGUUGUAUGACGACGGCCUCACGGAAGGCGAAUGGCUGCGUCUCUUGGAACGUGGCAAGACUGCAGACGAUUUCGAGAGCGCCAUUCGGGAACGCCGUCACCGCAAAGAGAUGAGACGGCUGCGGUAUCAGGAGACCGUGCGUCGCAAACGACGCCUCCUGCGCGGCCUGAACCCCGACGACAGCACACCCGACACUUCGACUUCGUUCGCAGAGAACGAUAACGAUAACGACGACGACGACGACGACGAAGAGGAUGCAUCUGCACAUCGAAGCGCAUGGCAUCGUCGCUCAGCGGGUCAAGAGCAUCCACGCGACCGCCGUCGCCAUGUAGCGGCACGCGAAAGUGCUGCGCCAGAGUUACCACCACCACCAGCAGCAGCGGCAGCGGUCGUAGACACCAGCGACCUGAAUCAACAGGGUGCCGUCCAGGUCGUGCGCCGCAGACGCGGCCGCCCGCCAGGUCGACGCGCCGCCGCCGCCACAACCAUAUCCGCUCGUCGCUCAGCAGCAGCGAAUGCGUCGGUCACUGCCUCGGACUGGCCGAUACUCGUCGACGAUAACACGAACAACAACACCUACGAUAAUACGACUGUAUCUGCUUCAAGUACAGCUACCAGCGAGCGCAGCGCCCGCACCACAUCGACAGCAGCGCGCGUGAACGCAACGCGGCAACGCCAGGGAGCCGAUGCGUCAUCAUCCGUGCGUGCAUGCAUCGCGGGGACACGCAUCGAGACGGACAGCAUCGAUGAGCACUCGGAACAUUCGAAGCAUUCGAAGCAUUCGAAGCAUUCGGAUGAUGAUGAUGCAUCAGCGCCUGCAAUGAUCAGGGUGCGCAUCGCAGGCUACGGCAUGGAUGCACAGCGUCAACGGUAA